AUGGUAGAGGAGGGGUACAUGGCAGAUAUGAGAAGUCAAAAUAAGGGGCUGCUGGCAGUCCUAAGAGGCCAGAAAGAUUGGCUGUUUGGAACUCGUAGAUUAUGUGCUACUCGGACAUCUUGCAGCCUCCUCCUCAUGGAUUCAGAAAUCUUUUCUAAACUUAGGAACUGGAACUGGUCCUGUUUCUUGGAUCUUGUAAAGCAGACCUCCAAUCCUGACCUGAGCAGCAGUGCUGCAGAUAUUACUGUAAUUGCAGACAUUAAAUGUUGUGGGAUACAGAUACUAUCAGUCAUUCUGAAAACAAGCCACAUACCAACUCCACACUUCAGUAUUCGGGCCACAGAAGCAUUCUCAUGUUUUUUGCGCUGGAAGGAGUUCUGUCAAGAUACAUCACUGGAGAAGGCUGGUUUGUAUAUUAAUUCAUCUGAACAAAAUGAGUUCAGUUCUCCUAGUAGAAGCAUUGAUUUCAACCAAGAGAACUGUCUUUACUCUUCUGGCCUUUGUUCUCUGGCCAUUUCCUCUUCACAGGUUGAUGAGAUUGAACCACCAACUCCUCCACAACUGAAAAUGAUUCUAUUACUAUUGUUGUAUGACUGGAUAGCUUCAUCAACUGGCCUUUUUUAA
Quercus lobata is the source of this 624-nucleotide messenger RNA. RefSeq lists its product as uncharacterized. The coding region runs from base 1 to 624 and encodes 207 amino acids. NCBI's taxonomy places the organism in Eukaryota, Viridiplantae, Streptophyta, Magnoliopsida, Fagales, Fagaceae. The transcript has 3 exons. Gene Ontology annotation, cellular component: preribosome, large subunit precursor; nucleus. Gene Ontology annotation, biological process: ribosomal large subunit export from nucleus; ribosomal large subunit assembly. The record is from RefSeq and is a predicted model, not a curated record.